Molecule: messenger RNA, 4848 nt
Organism: Acipenser ruthenus (sterlet)
Lineage: Eukaryota; Metazoa; Chordata; Actinopteri; Acipenseriformes; Acipenseridae
Product: ribulose-phosphate 3-epimerase
Exons: 6
Coding region: 186-872 (228 amino acids)
Biological process (GO): pentose-phosphate shunt; carbohydrate metabolic process; pentose-phosphate shunt, non-oxidative branch
Cellular component (GO): cytosol
Molecular function (GO): metal ion binding; D-ribulose-phosphate 3-epimerase activity
Source: RefSeq, a predicted model, not a curated record
GCUGGGAAAUGAUUCCGGGAAGAGUGCCUUUGGGAAUUGUAGUGCAGUCUGUUCCUCCCCUCUGGUUCGAACGCUAAUCGCGUGAGCUCUCAACAACUACAACUCCCAACACCCCUUGUACGAGGAAGAAGCUUUUCGAGGGACCGCGUGGAUUUUCGUUAGCUGAGAAAGUAAAAAGCAUCACCAUGUCCUACACAGCUAAAAUCGGACCUUCUAUUCUGAACAGCGAUCUGGCAUGUCUGGGCUCAGAAUGCAUACGAAUGCUGGACUGUGGCGCCGAUUACCUCCACUUGGAUGUGAUGGACGGGCACUUCGUACCCAACAUCACCUUUGGCCACCCUGUGGUGGAGUGUCUUCGGAAGCAGCUGGGGCAGGGCCCGUUCUUUGAUAUGCAUAUGAUGGUUUCCAGACCAGAGCAGUGGGUGAAGCCAAUGGCAGCAGCAGGAGCCAAUCAGUACACCUUCCACCUGGAGGCCACUGUCAAUGCCGGGGCUCUGAUCAAAGACAUCCGGGAGAAUGGCAUGAAGGUUGGCUUGGCUAUCAAACCUGGCACCACAGUGGAGGAGCUGGGUCCCUGGGCAGGACAGAUCGACAUGGCCCUGGUGAUGACAGUGGAGCCUGGCUUCGGGGGGCAGAAGUUCAUGGAAGAUAUGAUGCCGAAGGUGAACUGGCUGAGAACACAGUUCCCUUCCCUGGAUAUAGAGGUAGAUGGAGGAGUGGGGCCUGACACUAUUCAUAAAUGUGCUGAGGCCGGAGCGAACAUGAUUGUGUCGGGCAGCGCCGUCAUGAAGAGUGACGACCCCAGGUCAGUCAUCAACCUGCUGAGGAACGUCUGUGUGGAGGCCAUUCAGAAGCGAUCGCUGGACCGCUGAAGGGACACGUGGCUCCGGGGGGCCUGUCCGCUUGCUGGGACUGUUACUGAACCUGUAGGCCUUUCAGGGGGGUGAAGAGUUUCACCAACUGGCUGACCAAAAUGACAAGAUUUAUUAAGCCUAACCCCGCUAUUGACAGCUAUUUACCUCAUCAGAUAUCCACCCAUCAGGAUGACAUCACAAGUUAAACUGCUGUUUUUUCAAAUAGAGCGUGAUCUUACAUGGGUUGAGCUCAGUUUUUUCAAAUAGAGUGUGAUCUUACAUGGGUUGAGCUCAGUUAUUUUUAAACACAGAAACGCAUGACGGCUAAACCUUGGUUAUUUUUAUACAGGAUACAGAGGUCUGUAAUAAGCUCAGAAAAGGGACCGAGUCACUUCUGAACAUGUAUUUUAUUGGGUUUAACUGUCGGGAUGUCAGAUUGAUUGAAGGGAGCGCGACAUGCUAGCCUAAUAAGAUUCACUGUUGUUACUGUGUCUUCAGGCACUUUCCCACUUCCACAAUGAUACCAACCGCUUCAUGCACAAAUUGCUACAGAAUUGUAUGUUUUCCAUACUGUCCCAUCUCCUACCUCAGUUUUGUCUGUGUAUAGACUUUGCUUCUUAAAAGCUGUCGGUCCUUACAGAGCUGUGCCUGUGUGGAGCUGUUCUAAGGCAGCAAUGCAGAAAGAGCAUGCUGUACAGUAGAAAUGCCUUCCACAUUGUUUGCUCAAAACAAUUUUAACAGUUUAACAACACACUCAGAUCCAUUCCUGUUUUUAAGUUCCUCUUAAAGCAUAUUCCUCUCAAAUAAAGUGUAGGGUUUUAUUGCCAACAUCUAGUUUAAUAUUUAGGGUGAAUCAGCUUUGUAUUUAUUUGGGUGUGUGGGGUACCUGCUGAGGGAUCAAUUAACCCCCCCCCCUUUCAUUAAGGUCAUAUUCCUCUCUUUUCUGUACUGUAGUAAAUCAGUGGCCACCGUGUGGUGCUGUCUCCUAUUCUGCGAUUUCUUAACCUGCAUCGUUUUCAUAGAGAUUGGAUUUUUUUUUUUUUUUUAAUCAAACACGUUUAUGUUCUUAAUCAUUUUAAAAUAUGAAUUUGUUUGUUAGACAUUUAUUCUUGUUCAUUUACCUAUAAUCAUAAUAUUUUUAAAAUCAAAUUUUAAUGGUGAGCCCAGUUUUGAGCACAGAAUUGUUUCUAAUGUAGAACUGGAAACUCGCAGCACCUACCCUGAGAUGCAUGAAGAUUGUGCAGCACAGCAGGAUUGUAAAAGCUUAACACAUCACAGCAUACAGUGACAGUGGAUUACUCUAGCGGAGCAUGCUGUUUGUUUCAGAACAUUAACCAAUAAACAAAAGCGCAGUAAACUGGAUUAUAAAUGCUUUGGGUUACAUUUGCUGGUCUGUGUACUGUACUUGAAAAACACCUUGAAGCAAUACAAAGCUACAUUUACAGCAGCAUUCUCAUUUGCCACUUCCACAGUCCUUUUUUCAAGUAUUUAACCCCUGGCCAUGUGAUGCGUGUUUUGUGGCGUUGGCACAAUGUGUAAAUUGGAAGCAGACUAAAAUCUUGUCCGAGCUAACGGCUUUUUAAAUAUAUUUUUAUACUGUAUUUCCCCCCAGUCCAUGUGAAUUUAGAGAUAGCUGCUGCCCCAGUUGGUGGGAGGGACUGCUUGUAAGUGCAAUCUCCUUUUCCUUCUGUCUUUUCUCCCAGUAGGACAUUGUUUUCUGCUGAUCUAAGCAGCCGCCCUCUAACUAUCUGCACUCCCUCAACCGUACCAUGCUCGGCUCCCCAGACACCGACAGGGUAACAAAAUGCAACUCUGGCAACUGAAAUGUGCUAUCACUUGCACUAUAACAAAUCUCUGUGCUUAUAUGGAGAAUGUUCUGUUAAUAAUACCACAUUACCCUCAACACAUACAGCACUGGACCUUGCGUGGUUUAAGUUAGGAAGGGUGGUGGGGAUCAGAUUGUUUUCUCCAUUGCAGUAGCCUGUCGGUAAUGGUAAACAGCUGAAAAGUGAAGAGAAUGUAUUAUAUUGUAACUGAACCGUUUCCCCAGCCCUGCUCUAAUGGUGAGAUUUAGAGGUCAUAGUUCCAUCAAUCACAGGUCCCUGUUGACUCGGGAUUAAAGAGCUAAUAGCACAAGCUUGCCAAAAGCAAUGUGUCAGUGCUGUUUUGUUAUGUUUUCAAUGUGUGGUGGUUUUUGCAGCUAAAUAUGUCUAUUUAAUUUGCUUUGAAUAACUACCUUGCAUCAGUUUAAGCACAAGUGUGCUGCUGUGUUAGGAGCACUGCAAUACAGUACUUGUUCCAGAUCCAUUAUGUUGUCAUUGUUGGUAAUUUUAUACUGGUCUUCAGGACAAAGCACUGGUAUUCGAAUACAUUCCCAAUGUUGUUUUUCAAUCUUUCCUGCAGGGGCGCUGGAACUAGGGGUGCUGGGGGCGCGACAGCACCCUCUGGCUUUGCAUGGCUUCCAUCAUAUACAGGGGUUACAGUUUUGUUCAAUGGCUUUCAGCACCCCUACUUGUUCCAGUGCCACUGCUUUCCUGGAAGGAUGGUUGUGUGGUUCAGGAGACAGGAAAUUCUGUCUUACUUGCCAAAGGAAUGUACUAAGAAGAAACUACAAUUCUUAUACAUUUGAAAAAUGUUUCUCAAAAAAUGUACUAGUUUAUUUUUCAGUAUUUCUAUAUAUUUUCCCAGAGUCCCAUAAGCGUGUAACUUUCUUAUUCUAAAAAGCAGCUGUCUGUCUGAAAAGGAUGUGCAGUCAAAUGUGAUUGAAUACUAAAUUCCAGAAAUCUAUAGGAAUGACUCGCUGAAAAUCUACCAUAGUGCAUUGACGGUAUUUCAUUUAUAAUUUUGUUGCCAUACCAACAAUUAUAGAACUAUAGCCCAAUGCAUUGCAUCGUAAUGCGGAAUGCAAAACACAGCAUCACUUCAAUGCAUCUAUUAUGGGGAGUUUGCUGAUCACAAAAAUACUGCGAUGCUCUUUUUGCAAAGGAAUGUGGAGCCAAUAAAGCUGCUUCUGCAGAGUCCCUACAUCCAGUUAUGCUGCAGUGUUAGAUGAGUUUGUUCUAUUUGUUUAAUUCUGCUAAAUAAUUAGUAUGUCGCCAUAUGCGCUGGUUUCCAUUAUACAUGCACUCAUAAGCUGGUGCAUAUGGCAACGUAUUAAUUCAGUAACCUUUACUUGUUAUGAUGCCACCCACAAUGAAAGGUAAUUAAAACUCUACGCGUAGAGAUGCCAGCAAAGGCACUACACUGAAGAAGGGCGAGAGAGAGAGAUGGCUACAUUUAUCAUGCCUUAAAACACAUAACCCAGAACUAAAGUGUAAAACUGAUUUAUUUAUUUAUUUUUUUAACAGGGAUACUGAAAAAAACAACCCAGAAACAGCUCCUUGGGGGUUGUUGCCAUGGAAACAAGGCCUACCAAUGCAAUCGACAGUGAAUCUGAAUGUAGAUUAUAUUUUGACACUAAUUGCCAUGUUUAUCUUGGCAUCAGUGUACUAUAAGUAUUUUUAUUAUCAUGUAAAAGUGACGUUCUGAGGACAGUGCGAUGCACAGCUCAUGUCUGUUCUUAAUUGGUGAACGUAUUGUCUGGUGAAUGUGUUGUCUUGGCAUCUUAACUUAUUCUCAGCUCAGCCAUGCAGGAGAUACGUUUUCAUCCAUAAACCAUCCCAGCGAUUUGCUGCUGAACAGAUUUUUAAAGAGCACCAUCAUGCUUUUUUUAUCGUUAGCAAUAAGUGUAGGCAUUGUGACAUUGUGCUAACGAGCGAAGGAGAAGUUUAGGUUACAUCACACCCUUCUGGAUUAAAAGUUUAUCUGAGCUUCCUGAUUACAUCACAGCUCGACCGAUGUGGAGCAUUUCGGUCAGGUCAUCUGUACUUGAUAUGUUUUAUAACUGAACUGUCUAUUCAGGUACAUGUAUUAUGAAGUGUCUUCUUAGUUGAUUUUGCUACACAAUUUGACAUGACUAUGUUAAUGUUUAUUAAAGCAAAACUAUAUUAAAGUA